UUGUUCUUUAAUUCAUACAUCAAAUUACAAUUACAUGCAAAUCUCUAAGUUGAUUUUCUCAUGAAAAUCUACAAAGCCUAGUGUAAUAAUCUCAGUUAUUGUAAUAAAUUUAAUUACCCACAAUCCCGCUAACUGGACUCAUUAAUCAUGAACAGAACACGUCCUAAAUUGAUUUUCUCAUGAAACCUAUAAAGUCUAGUGCACUUUAACCCACCGGCCACUGUGAGAUGAGUCCACAUUACUGUUUUAUGUUUCGAAGUCUUUGCUCGGAGACUUUUUUUAAUUUCAAAUAGCAUUAUCCUUGCUGGUGGCAAUUCCGUAGAAUUUCAGAUAUUUUUUUGGGUACCUAAUAUUUUUUCGAGUUCGGGUUGGUUCGGUUUGUUCAAUUUAGACAACUACUCAUGAACACCAUCUCAAGGUACUGUUUCAUGUUUCAAAGUCUUGGUUGGGUCAUUUAAAGUAGCAUGAUAAUUCUGUCUCCCAUUAUCCUGGCUAGUGGCGAUUCUUUAUUGUGGUAGUGGAGAGUAAUUUGCAGAAUGUAACUUGAUGACAAUAACAAAUCCAAUAAAAAGAAUUCCAAAGAGAGAGUUUAUCAGAUAUUGUUCAGAGUUAUGCUGAAACUGAAAUCUUCAGAGGCAUCAGCUGAAAACUAUCGUUAUGAUGUGUUUUUGAGUUUCAGUGGUGAAGAUACUCGCAAAACGUUUACGGAUCACCUUUAUAAAGAACUAAAAGAUGAAGGACUCAUCACUUUUAGAGAUGAUGAGGAGAUUGAGAGGGGGGAGAGCAUCAAAUUUGAACUGGAAAAUGGAAUCCAGCAGUCAAGAAGCUGGAUCGUUGUGUUCUCAAAGAAGUAUGCGUUUUCGAGUUGGUGCCUUGACGAACUUGUCAUGAUUCUUGAAUGUAGAAACUCGAAACGUCUUCUAUUACCUAUUUUUUACCAUGUUGAUCCGUCCGAUGUUCGCAAACAAUCUGGUUGUAUAGCUGAAGCAAUAGAUCACCAUGAAGAGAAAUUCAAGAGGGAGGUGGAUGAGACAAAAAGGAAGAAUAUGAUGGACAAAAUUAAGCGAUGGAGGACUGCUCUUACUCAGCUUGCCAAUUUGGCAGGCAUGCCUUUGCAAAACGUAGCCAAUGGGUAUGAAUCAAAACUUAUCAAGAAAAUCGUUAACGUAGUCCAGGAUAAAGUGAAACAUAAGACCUUAAAUGUUACACGACAUCCUGUUGGAAUUGGUCCUUCAGUGCAUGACAUCAAUUUUUGGUUAAGAAAUGGUUCCACCGAUGUGGAAGUGUUUGCACUCUAUGGCAUUGGAGGAGUGGGAAAGACAACCAUUGCCAAAUGCGUCUACAACAUGAACCUCGGACUAUUUGAAGGCCACAGUUUUCUGGAAAACAUAAGAGAAUAUUCUGAACGUUCUGAUGGUUUAGUGUGUCUACAAAGACAACUUCUUUCAGAUAUUUCCAAGGGAAAGACUCUGAAGAUAAAGAAUCUUAAUGAUGGCAUUCUUAAGAUAAAAAGAUCCCUUCAUAAUAGAAAAGUUAUGAUAGUCUUGGAUGAUGUAGAUCACGUUGAACAACUAAAUGCAAUAUCUGGGAUGCGGGAGUGGUUUUAUGAGGGGAGCAAAAUUAUCAUAACCACUCGGAAUGUGCAUUUGCUGAAUGCUUAUGAACAUUGUACGAGAUAUUCUGUAAAAACAUUGAAUUCCGAUGAUUCAUUGGAGUUGUUCAGUUGGCAUGCAUUCCAAGAUAGUCGCCCCCUGGAAUGUUACAUAGAGCACUCAGAGAGGAUAAUAAAGCAAUGCCAAGGUCUUCCUUUAGCUCUUCAGGUUCUAGGUGCUUUUCUACGUGGCAAGAAGGUAGAUGUUUGGAAGAGUGCGAUCGAAAAACUGGAAUUCAUUCCUCACUGUGAUAUCCAGAAGAUUUUGCGAAUUAGUUAUGAUUCUUUGCAAGAUGACCAUGACAGAGAUUUAUUUCUGGAUAUUGCAUGUUUUUUUACUGGAGAGCCCAAGUGUUUUGUGGUUCGAAUACUAGAUGGAUGUGAUUAUUACACAUUAAUUGGAAUUGAAAAUCUUAUUGAUAGAUGUUUGCUGAAGACUGAUGAAUAUAAAAAUCUUAUAAUGCAUCAAUCAAUUCAGAGCAUGGGUAGAGAAAUUAUACGUCAGCAAUCACCAAAAGAUCCAGGGAAAAGGAGUAGACUGUAGCAUUGUAAAAACUCCCUUAAAGUUUUAAAAGAUGAAGCAGGCACCGGAGCAAUUGAAGGCCUGGCACUGGAAAUGAAUGCACCUAAUGCAUAUCCGGCAACUCCAUUACGAGCUUGAGUUUGGUAAACUGCAAUCUAAAUGAUGAUUCUUUUCCUAGAGAUUUCAGUUUUAAACACCCGC
This is a messenger RNA of Daucus carota subsp. sativus, 2375 nucleotides long. RefSeq names its product disease resistance protein RUN1-like. The record is from RefSeq and is a predicted model, not a curated record. The transcript has 3 exons. Bases 612 to 2195 code for a protein of 527 amino acids. NCBI's taxonomy places the organism in Eukaryota, Viridiplantae, Streptophyta, Magnoliopsida, Apiales, Apiaceae. Gene Ontology annotation, molecular function: ADP binding. Gene Ontology annotation, biological process: defense response; signal transduction.